Molecule: messenger RNA, 4710 nt
Organism: Sclerotinia borealis F-4128
Lineage: Eukaryota; Fungi; Ascomycota; Leotiomycetes; Helotiales; Sclerotiniaceae
Source: the annotation of a GenBank genome assembly
AUGAUGUCGACUACGGUGCCUAGUACUGGAGCUCCAGCAGAUGAACGACUUCUACCUAAAUGGAUUGAAAAUCAACCUGAAUCAACCCAGUCACAGCUUACGAGAAGUAGUCUCGAUGGUUUUUUGGAGAAAGCUGCUCAGCCGCGACAUUGUAAAACCUCACGGUCCUCUUCUGUCAGAGAAACUAUGUAUUCCGAAAAGAAUUGUCUAGACCUGUUUAAUUUCUACUUAGAAUGGAACGAAAAAAAUCAACACCGAUCGAUGCGUCAAGUUUUAGAUCUGUUGACUUCCCUACUUAAUUCUCAUCCAAAUUUGGUUGUUUCAAAGUCUCUGGUGACCAUUAUGGUGGAGAGAUUGCUGUCCGUCAUCGGUCAUCAAGCUUCUCAACCCCUGGUCAAACCAGCCUUCAAAAUCCUGGAGCACUUGAUAGGAAAGGGUACAAUCACCAUCGAUGAUCUAGCUGCCUCACGAAAAGAACCAAUCAAAUUAAGUAGUAAUAAAGGGAGUUUGCCGAGCUCUACACUUGAUGGCAUAGUUUCCGAGACCUUUCAAUGGAUGAACCUCCAGGAUGUUUCGCCUUCAGCCGGAAAGUUCUUGGUAGCACUCUUUAAAGUGUCAAAGGAGCUUGCUAGUGAAGUUAAAAGUGCUGAAGUCAAAACCCACACGAGACUGUGGCAACGUUGGAUCAGUGAGGGGCUUAACAAAAACCCUGAUGCCCUUGAAAAUAUCAAGAACUAUCUCCUUCCGCCUCUUUUCAAACUCGACCGUGUUGGCUCUUUAGCCUUUCUGCAAGAUCUGAACCAAAAGGGUCUAUUGGAUAUGCAGGAUCAAAGUAUGGAAUCUGAGUCACUGGUCCAUUUGUCCGCAAUAGAAGUUGGAAAGAAAGCCGGCCUGGUCGAAGACUCUAAUGUCACAUCUUUUCUGAAGCCCCAAAAGAAGAAUGCAGGCUGCAUCAUUCUGCAUGAAGAUACCAUUAGCCCAUUGUUGACCCAUCCUUCCGAUACAGUUCGAUCUUUGGCAUUUUCAGUACUGGUGUCGUCCGCCUCAUCAACUCGGCCAUUCAGCCCGGCGGCGCUAACGUUUAUACAAGAGAAUAUGGCUCAUCUGUACGCUGAUACCGAUGCUAAAUUUCGUAAUGAUGUUUUAAGCAAUACUAAGCAUAUGAUAGAACGUAUCAAGGGCGCAACAGCGUAUCUCCUUAGAGAGAUUGACCGCAUGAUCAUUCAAGAUCGCCAAUGUGAUUGUUCGGAUGCCCAACAGCUACUUGAGAAGCACGAAAGGUUCCUUCUAUGGUUCCUGGAAUUCCUACUUGGGGAGCUUGUACCUACAGCGUCUUAUCAACGACAUACCACAUCUUUAAGGGCAAUCUCCUUGCUGCUACGCUCGGGCUUACGGGAGCAUUCAUCUGAAGAUCGAAAAUCGACGACUACGCCUGAUGUCGCUGUUUGGGCUCAUAAUCUGAGCGUGUUCAACCUAAAGUCCAUGCGACUCAUUCUAGAUCUACUCAUGGACCCAUUCGAAGAUGUCAGAAGUGGAGCUACUGCAAUAUUGAAAUUAGCUAGUCCCCACAACUUCCGAUCCCCAAUGUCCCAGGGUCCCACAGAUUUUGACAUCUUAAUCAACUUCAUCGGCCGUGCCGAGGAUUUCUCAAGGCGGACAGGUCGGGCAGAUUUUGCGGAUGGGGUUGCACGGUCUUACCAAAUUCUUUAUGGCCUUCUGGACCCAAACAAGGGUCGCCUGAGUCUCGUCGAAGGACUCGUAAAUGGAUUAGAAACGAAAGUGGCAAUUGCCCAGAGGGAUAUAAGCGAAGCUGUUCUUAUUGCUCCAAUUCACAGCGAUUUUUCAACAAUAAGCUAUAUCUGGGAGGAGGUUGACUUCUCACGAAAUGACUCUGAGGAUGGGGAUUCUGUUACAAUCCGAAAGGAAUGGGAAGACUUACAAAGUCGUAUCAUUGCAAGUUGUUCCAGUAUCUGGGAUUCUGUAAAAGAUAUUCUAUGCAACGAUUCACCAGAAGGCCAUAUUCCCGAAGACGUUGAUGAGGUUGAGUCCAUUGAUACCAAAGAUGUAUUAAGCUACAGCUUCAGGGCGAUUCAUGAAUCGAGUAAUCUGAUGAGAGCUGUCGUAACGAAAGCAAAAGAUCGCCGUCAUGAUGGGUCUUCAGUAAUGAGCCCUGAACUCUUCACAAAAGUAGGAAACUUGACCUUCGAGCAACUUUCUAGCCUUCGACAUCGUGGUGCCUUUUCUACCGUGUCGUUGACAUUUGCCAGAUGCUGUCAGCUUUCGCAAUGCCAUUCCUCGAGUGAUCUACUUGAGACCUGGUACAAGGGUGCCCUACAAUGCAUUUUUGAGCAAGCUUCUACAACACGAAGAUCCGCAGGAAUUCCGGCACUCGUUACUGGUAUCUUGUCUGCAAAUAGCAAAAGUCCUGCCUUCGAAAACGUAAUGACCGAGUUAGUAUCUCUGGCCAGACGUUCUGUUACGUUGUCUGAGACUGAUGAGACAAAUUUGCCCCAAGUGCAUGCAAUGAACUGUGUAAAAGAGAUAUUCAAAAGUUCUACCCUGGGUAAAAGAUCAGAUAAAUACAUUCCGAACUGUUUAAAACUUGCUGCAGACAGCUUAAUAUCCGAAAUUUGGGCCAUUCGAAAUUGCGGCUUGUUAUUGUUGAGAAGUCUUAUUGACUGUCUUUUUGGUACCAACGAAAAUAAAGCGUCUAUUGAGGCUGGCUGGGAUGGUCGUUCGACGAAACUCUCAUACGAGACGUAUCCGGAACUUCCUGAAAUCUUGCUGAAGCUCUUGAACAAAGAGACCCUGGACACCGAGGAUACCAAUACCCCAGCGAUUGGCGCCAUAGAAUCAGUCUUUCCGGCUCUGGAUAUCAUUCGUCGUGCUGGUCCACCAGUUAUACUUCGCAAUGAAAUUAAGGAACAAGUGUCUAUACAUUUGGGAAGCAAGUACUGGCAUACCAGAGAACUUGCCGCCCGUACUAUGUGUACAUUUAUGCUUCAUGACGGAUGGUUACUUGACUUGCAAAAACUGCUCCAGAUUUCAGGCCCAUCUACUAAUUAUACCCAUGGAGUUUUGAUGACGGUCAAUUUUGUGCUAGAGCGCCGCCUCGCAGUGUUUUCGACACUUCCCAACAUUCAAGAUCUUAUCAGUCUUAAAGAUAGCAUUGAGGCGUUGGGUCAUCUUGGUCAAUGCCCAGAGACUUUAGCAACUUAUAUCGAUUUCAAAAAUCACAUAUAUCAAAUCCUGCUUGAUAUUCCUCCGUCUACUUUGAACACGAAUGACAGGGAGAACCUCAUCGGUAAUUACGACACAUACAACAUGUUAUUGGAUGAUAUUGGCCGUGGCUAUUUGAAAGUCAAUACUGAUGUAUCUUACGAGAAAGCUCGCGUGGGUGGCGCUUUGCUACAUCAAGCAACUGCACGGGAAGCCGUAUAUAUUUCUGGAUUGACCAUGGAUGUUCAAGCGCUCAAAAAAGCUUUGAAUGAUUAUUGCGAGAUAGAUGUCGACACGGCUGCCACAUCUUUGGAAUGCGUGCUACAGGCCUGGAGGAAUCAUAGUGGUAUGGUGUUGGAGGCGCUCUUAGAUGCAGUAAUUGUGAGCCCAGCAGACCUUCAAAAUAGUGGAUCCAGCACCUACGACCAGUACGUUAAGAUGCUCGAUAGUAUUAAGCAGUGUGAUUUGGAUCUAUACCUACUGGAUAUUGGAGAAAUCGCUCAUUACAUGGGCUCUGAAUGUGGCAAGCCUGGACCACGUCUAGCUCAAGCGCUGAUGAGAACAAGCGGUACAUUCAUGCUUUUCAACUGGCUCAAAUCUAAGGGAAACGACAGCGCUCAGAUUAACUUCAUGGCAAGAGCAGAACAGUUGAGUGAAGCUGGAAAAUCGUACAAUGAUUUCGACACUCGUUUUGCUGCUGCAAAGGGACUUUCUUACCUUUUUGCCUGCCUACCUGAUGAGUUUAAAUGGAAUUUCGAAAUACUUCCAUGUCUCAUCACACUCUACGAUACCCUCAAUGAUGAUGACGAUGAAGUUCGUGAACUUGGUGCACUGAUCGUCUCUUCCAUAGUAGGCAAGCCUCUGAUCCCAUUGGCUGCGUGUGAAGAAUUUGCAGAAUGGCUGAGGCUUAAAUACCCACAAGAUCAGAUGUUCGGCUGGAAUAUCAUUUGCCGGAUCACAGGCAGUGAUGAGUUCAUAUUUCAUGGAGCCUAUGCAGGAUUGUGUUCGCCGGAAGAUCAGCUUUCAGCGGCAAUGAAACAAAAUGAUGCUUUGUUUGUUGAGGAAGAACAAAAUCUCUUCGUUGAUGAAGUUAGAGAAGCUCAAAUAUGGAGUAAUCUUCUUUCAAGGCAUUUCAAAAUGAUGGAAAACGAUGGAACUGGGGAGGAGCAUUGGCAACAAUACAGUCACCUCGCCAAAUGGAUUUUAGUUGCACUUCGAAAAUUGAACAUGCUUAUGAAGAAAGAUGAUGGGCCUCUUGGGUGGACAACAAAGCCAAGUAUGUUCGCCUCUUGCAUAAGGAUUCUUUUGGGUACAAAUGCUCUCCUCGAGCUUCAAACUUCACUCUCAGAAAGCAAAUCACGAAUUCUCUGCCAGAAUGAGAUUAGGGAAGCAUUGAGCAUUUUCACAGAUCUUGCCGAAAAGAAUGACCUCCACCCAAGUAUUUCAUCCAAGGUCAUUGAGGAUCAAACUUCACUCCUCAACAGAAAGUGA